Oncorhynchus nerka (sockeye salmon) is the source of this 826-nucleotide messenger RNA. Its product is annotated as stonustoxin subunit beta-like. The coding region runs from base 17 to 622 and encodes 201 amino acids. The transcript is spliced from 2 exons. Gene Ontology annotation, molecular function: protein binding. The record is from RefSeq and is a predicted model, not a curated record. Lineage: Eukaryota; Metazoa; Chordata; Actinopteri; Salmoniformes; Salmonidae.
UCAGGUGUAUCCCUCAAUGACUGUCUGUUCUUCUGCUUACCGCUACAGUGUGGAACAUGGUGGAGAGAACAGAAUGAAACCUGGGCUUAGAAAAUAUGGCUGUGAUCUCACACUGGACCCAAACACAGUAAACAGACACCUCUCUCUGUCUGAGGAGAACAGAAAGGUGACAUGGAGGACAGAGGAGCAGCCGUAUCCUGAUCACCCAGAGAGAUUUGAGGACUGGGGACAGGUGCUGUGUAGAGAGGGUCUGACUGGGCGCUGUUUCUGGGAGGUAGAGUGGAGUGGGAGAAGGGCCUGUAUUGGAGUGACAUAUAAAGGAAUCAACAGGAGAGGAGGGGUUAAUGACUGUUGUCUUGGAUACAAUGACAAGUCCUGGAGUCUGUCCUGCUCUGACAACAGUUACAGAGCCAGGCACAAUAAUAAACCCACUACCAUAGACGUCCACCCCUCCAGACCCCACAGAGUAGGAGUGUAUCUGGACUGGCCAGCCGGCACUCUGUCCUUCUAUAGAGCCUACUCUGACACACUGACCCACCUGAACACAUUCACCUCCACAUUCACUGAGCCCCUCUAUCCAGGGUUUGGGGUUUAUGAUGAAUCCACAGUGUCCCUGAAAUAAUAACACACUGAACGAUCACACACACACACACACUGGACACACACUAGACACACACACACUGGACACAAACACACUGGACACACACACACUGGACACACACACACUGGACACACACACACUGGACACACACACACUGGACACACACACACACUGGACACACACACACUGGACACAAACACACUGGACACAAACACACACACACAC